GUGUGUCGCGUGAGGACGACGACGACAACAGGCACCGCUCAUCACCAAUCGGACAAGAAGAAAACGGAGCGCUCUGGGACUUCAACCAAACAGAGCUCUCGCUAGAAACAUUCUGGGUUGAACCCGUGGUGCGGGAAUGGAUUGGAGAGGGAGUAUAUCCACGUUUAUCGCUCAGUAGUCGUGUGGACAUGAAAGUGUGAGCAAGAGAGAGGAGAUCAUAAACGAUACCCUGUUGCAACGAUUUCGAUUUGAUGUUUUGGAAAGUCCAUAGGCCUACAUCACAAAGGUGAAUGCUGCAGCACAGCCCCCUGGAAAAGGAAUGAGCAAAGCAGUCUUGUGAUUAUUUGUUGAAGCAGCAGCGGCAAGCUUCUCCCCUGUCUGAGUCUCCCUCAAAGUGUGAGAAACAAGAUGGGUAAUGGAUUAUCAGACCAGAUCUUCCCCAGCCUUCCUUCCUUCCAGGCUCUCCAUAUUGUCAUCCUGGGUCUGGACUGCGCCGGGAAGACCACUGUCCUCUACCGCCUUCGUUUCAAUGAGUUUGUGAACACGGUCCCCACUAAGGGAUUCAACACGGAGAAGAUCAAAGUGUCCCUGAGUGCUAGCGGAAAGUCCUGGCGGAAGGCGGCGUUCCACUUCUGGGACGUGGGCGGUCAGGAGAAGCUCCGCCCCCUGUGGCGCUCAUACACGCGGUGCGCCGACGGUAUCGUGUUUGUGGUGGAUUCCGUCGACACCGAGCGUUUGGAGGAGGCCAAGACGGAGCUCCAUAAGAUCACAAGGUUAGCAGAGAACCAGGGGGUGCCUGUUCUAGUGGUGGCCAACAAGCAGGACCUGAGGAACUCCCUGCCGCUUCACGAGAUGCAGCGCUCUCUGGCGCUAGGGGAGCUGGGUAAUGGAACGCCCUGGCACCUGCAGCCCGCCUGCGCCAUCAUAGGGGAGGGGCUACAGGAAGGUCUCGAGAAGCUCCACACCAUGAUCAUCAAAAGGAGGAAGACGCAGAAAGCUCAACAGAAGAAGAAGAGAUGAUCGGAUUGGUCACACACACAACCGCCAACAUGGCGGAGUUGGUGGAGUUACACAAGGACUUAAUGUGAGAUACCAAUGGUGAUGGACGGUGACCCAUCUGUCGGGGUGUUAACCUGUUAACCAUGAGCUGGACAUAUGGUGUUGACUAGUAUGGUGUACCAAUACUGCUAGGUGUCUCCUUAUCAAUACAUUGACCAGGUGAUGUGGAGCACUCAGUGAUGGGUCAGCUGCUUGCUGGACUGCCUGCCUGCCUGUAAGUCUGUCUUGGCACAGCAACACGGGACAGUAGACACUAAUGUCUUUUUAUAGGAAGUAUUUCGUCAUACCAUGAGGCACACAAGAGUUCCCAGAGAGACAAAACAAUCAAAACGUUGGAGUGUCAGAGAAGUCAAAUGCACACUUGACUGUCUUUACUGUCAAGUGUUACAAGUGUAUGUAGCCUAUUGUUCAAUCAGUUUGAAACAUGAAAACACAAUGAAAUUAUAGGUUUACCAAAGCUUUUGUUGACAAUGAGAUUACACGUCGAAAACACAAAGAAGGACUAUCAAGUUGCAGUAGGAGUCAUGUUAGUGUGACCUCUGAAAUGUAGUCUUACAAUCAGUCAGUAUUAGAAGCAGGGGCGCAACUUUCACUGGGAACGGGGGACAUGUCCCCCCCACAUUCUGAAAUUGCAUUUUUGAGAACGUUUAAACAUUGGAAUGUGAUACAAAACGAGGCAACUGUGUGCUUUAGGACCAUGUGGACGCCUCCGAGCAGUCGGGUAAACUGUUUGGAGUGUUUGUCCGACUGGAUAAAAUAAAAUAAAAAAGUAUGUCCCCCCUUCUUCUAAAACCAAAGUUGCGCCUCUGUAUACAAGUUUAGAGAGAAUAGUUCACAAUAAGCUCAAUGAUGAUGAUGAUUCACUGAGAAGAGAAUACAGAGAUGGACAUUUUUAAACGUAAGUGUAACAACGUUAGUGUUUCAUCAGUGAUAAAUGAUUAGGAUCUACAGCAGUUAGGCUAUUUAAUGUUGCUGUCACUUGGGUGAAGUGAGGUCAAGGUGGGGUAUAAACUUAGUUCAGCUCAGCACUAUUGGUGUCAGUGUCAGUGGUUGUGUCUUAUGUAAUUCUGUUGAUGCCAGGCUCAGUUGGCUAAGCAAUCUGAAUAUUCCUUCCUGGCUUGGCUAGCGGUCUGUUCUGGACCCUGUACUCCAAAAGUGUCAGGCAUCUGUCAGAUCCAGGCUUAGUACCUGCCUAAGACUUUGGGUGCAUUCCAGAGUGUAGAUCCAGCCCUACUUCGCUAUCUACCUAAGACUUUGGGUGCGUUCCAGAUACACCUUUUCUGCUGUCAUAUCCAGCCCUACCUAAGACUUUAGGUGCGUUCCAGAUACACUCAUUCUACUCAGGUCCUUGCAGUUUAUAGGAUCGUUAUAUCAUGUUGAUGUGCUUCCUGAGAUGUUAAAUAGUUCUCCAAAUGAUGUAAAGAUCUGAUCUCAGAUCUGUGCAGGUUUUGUGUACCUGGAACGCACCCAUGGACUUCCAUAUUUCAUAGGGACAGUCAAGUAAAUGCACUUUAUUGGUCCGUUUUCUGACCUUGCGUCAUCAGAUUUUUGUAUGACGUUUAUUAUGAUACUUAAAAGAAGUCAAAUAUUGAUAUUGCUUCGAAGGAAGCGUUUAAAAAAAAGUUGUUACACUGUUACCACAUUGGACCGUCAGUUAUGUCCACCUGUUUACUCUGUCUGUGUGUGAGGGGGGAGGGGUGAUCAUAUGUAUGUGUUUGUUUGUAGGAAUUUGUUCAACUCGAAUAAAGCAACAAUUAAAUGCAAUAA
This is a messenger RNA of Salvelinus fontinalis (brook trout), 2826 nucleotides long. RefSeq names its product ADP-ribosylation factor-like protein 4A. The record is from RefSeq and is a predicted model, not a curated record. The transcript is spliced from 2 exons. NCBI's taxonomy places the organism in Eukaryota, Metazoa, Chordata, Actinopteri, Salmoniformes, Salmonidae. Gene Ontology annotation, cellular component: cytoplasm. Bases 409 to 1020 code for a protein of 203 amino acids. Gene Ontology annotation, molecular function: GTPase activity; GTP binding. Gene Ontology annotation, biological process: intracellular protein transport; vesicle-mediated transport.